Molecule: messenger RNA, 2738 nt
Organism: Monodelphis domestica (gray short-tailed opossum)
Lineage: Eukaryota; Metazoa; Chordata; Mammalia; Didelphimorphia; Didelphidae
Gene: CASP16
Product: caspase-14
Biological process (GO): proteolysis
Molecular function (GO): cysteine-type endopeptidase activity
Source: RefSeq, a predicted model, not a curated record
UGACAAUUCUUGUACUGGAGCUCACAUUCUAGUGUGGGAAAUGGAUAGGAAGUCUCAACUGUCAGAUGGAAAAUUCCAUCUUAUGUUACCUCUCGAGAGGGUGUGGAUGAACCCUGAAGUUCAACAGAAAUGUGACCUUAAAGUGUAACCAGAUGAGGGUAGAGGAAGGCAGGGGCUAAGUAUAACUCAGGCCAGGAUUGGCCUUAAGGAAAGAGAUUGAAGGUCUAGGAGAAAAGCCAGGUACUGGCAGACAGCCUGUCUCAUUCUUGUAUAAGGGGUGGUGCCUGAAUUUGAGGACUAGAGCAAUGAGUUGAUCACUGGGGAACCAGGAAAUCAGCGGCCCAUUCCUAUCUCAAAGAUGAGGGCAGAGUUCAGCUCUUGGGAAAUCAUAAAGUGAGUUCCAAAGUGCAACACCAAAGGAUGAGAGAACCUGGGAGUGGGAGCCCACCGAGAAGAGCCAGAGAAGAGUCUAGGAGGCAGAGAAAUAACUGGUCAUGUCCUUCCUGGCGGCAGGCUCCUUGCAGGUGGCAGUGGAAAAGGCAGAGGGUAGGGUCUGCUUGGAGAAGAAGGGGGACUAUGACACGUCUGGGGCCCGAGUGGCCCUGACCCUUUGUGCCACAGAAGGGCAAGCUGGAGAGGAUAGGAUAAUUGCUGCUCUGGAGGCUAUGUACCAAGUAAUGAGCUGUAAGAGCUACCUUAGGAGAGUUGUCAAGGCCCAGUCUUUCCAGGAAGAAAUGGCUAGUUUCCGGGAGAAUCUGGAUGACCGUGGAAGCAGCAUGAACUGCGCAUUGGUUGCUCUUGUCGCUCACAGUGAACGUCCAGGGUGGCUGCUGGGGCCAGAUGGGAAGGAGGUACAAGAGAAGGAGCUGGUUAGAGAACUGAACCACUGCCAAGCUCUGUGGGGCAAAGCCAAAGUGUUUCUGUUGCUGGACAUCCACAACACAGACUUGGGAUCCAUUGCCUUUCUUUCUACCCUGACAGAUGUCUGCCGGCACUUUCCCCACUGGCACUUGUUGGAGGUGCUAACCCAGGUCAUUGGCAAGGUAACUCAGGAGAUGCCUCCCACAGGGCACAGGUGCCCCAUUUUCCAGAGCUCCCUUCGGGGUGCACUGUACCUUGGGAGACGAAGGUCACAGGGCCUGGAGCUCAGCCCCAUUCCUCAAGGGGUGUAUGACACGUCUGGGGCAAAGGUGGCCCUUGUCUUAUGUGUCACCCGGGACCGCCCUGGGGCUAAACAGGACCUGAAAGCCCUGAAGAGACUGUUCCAGACAUUGGGUUUUAAGAGCAUUUUGAAGAUGAACCCGACUGCCCAGGAUUUCCGAAAGGAAUUGACUCGGUUCCGGGAACUUCUGGAUGCUCGUAGGACCAAUGUGAGCUGUGCCCUGGUAGCCCUCAUGGCCCAUGGGGAACCUCAGGGACGGCUUCUGGGGGCUGAUGGACAGAUGGUGGAAGUGGAAGAGAUGGUGAGCGAGCUGAGCGCUUGUCAGGUCCUGCAGGGGAAGGCCAAAGUUGUUCUGCUGCAGGGGUGCCGUGGGGGUAACAGAGACCCAGGCAUGAGACCUAGAGCUUUGCCCUGGCUGGGGAGUUGGCUACAGCAUUGGCUACAGAGGCCUUCAACCAUCCCCUCUCAUGCAGAUAUCCUUCAGGUUUAUGCUAACCUUCAAGAUGUUUCCUCGAAGGGGUAUUCUCCUAAGAACCCAGACCAAGUGGACAUCCUGAGAGUCUAUUCAGCUGCAGAAGGCUAUGUGGCAUACCGAAAUGAGAAUGGCUCAGACUUCAUCCAGACUCUUGUGCAAGUUAUCAUAGCUAAUCCUGACCAGGACCUUUUGGAACUUCUGACUGAAGUAAACAAGAGGCUGUGUGAGAUGGAGGUGCGUGGUCCAGACUGUGAUGAAAUACGAAAGAUGAGCGUAGAGAUCCAGAGCUCCCUGAGGAAACAAUUGUAUCUAAAGAGCCAACUUUCCAACUGAAGAUGAUUGACUUCAUGCCUGGAGCCAAAGGAUCACUUUUGUAAGAAGGAAGAGAAAGAUCUUUAUUGCACUGGGAAGAUUUCCAGAAAAAUGUAGAUUUAACUUUUAAAAAAUACUUACCUUCUGUCUUAGAAUACAUUCAAAGCAUUGAUUCCAAGGCGAAAAAAGCUAGAAAGGCUAGGGAAUUGGAGUUAAGUGAUUUGCCCAGAGUCAUACAACUAGGAAGUAUUUAAGGACAGAUUUGAAUUCAGGUCUUCCCAACUCCAGAACUGCCACUCUAUCCGCUCUGCUCCUAGGAUAUAAUGUUAAAGAGUGCUAAACUUAAAACAAGGAAGGCUUGAGUUGCGGGCUAGGCUUUUCCAGUUUAGGCAAAUACUCAACCUUUUAAUUCUUACCAUUUUACAACAGUAUGAUGGACGGAAUACUAGUCCUACUUAUCUUACUGGGUUGUUGUGAAAAGUAAUAGAGAUAAUAGAUGGAAUAGAUGUGAAUUUUAAAAUACUAUAAAAAUUAUUAUUAAAAAGUUAUUUUUACUACUGAUAAAUUAUUGUUUAUUUGUAAACUAGUUGGGGUAUAUGAGUCACUAGAUAUAAAUACAGUUGUCUUUUCUACAUCUGGGGGUUAGAGGUGCAGUGCAACACCCCUGCAAUCUGGAAAUUCCAUGUAAAUUUUUUUGACCCUCCCCUCAUACUAUAGAAGGAAUCUGACUUUUUCCUUUUUCUUUUUGAGGUAUCUGUAAUACCUUGUAAAUGUGGGGUUAAGUAUGCA